AUGAGAUCAACCCCAGAAUUACCCUUCCGUAUACUAACCCAUAACAUCCGAUAUGCCACCCCAUCCCCUUUCAAGGGUGAGCGGCCGUGGAAUGAGCGGGAGCAACUGCUGUUGAACGAGCUCCACUACAACACUCGCUUCGGCAGUGAUACCUUCAUCUGCCUGCAGGAGGUCCUUCACAAUCAACUCGUGGAUAUUCUUACGGGCUUGAAUUCGAAAUCGAAGUCAAAGUCUUUGGAAUGGGCCUUUAUAGGAGUUGGCCGGGAUGAUGGGCAACAGGCCGGAGAAUACGCACCCAUCUUCUACCAACCAUACGUCUGGACUCUUCAGUCGCGGGAGACAGUUUGGCUCUCCGAGACUCCCAACAAGCCAUCAAAAAGUUGGGAUGCGGCCUCCACCCGCAUUGUCACCAUCGGCGUCUUUACUCAUCAAGAAACCGGAAAUACAGUCCUCGCAAUGAACACGCACCUGGAUGACCAGGGUUCUCGCUCCCGGCUUGAAGCAGCACGUAUCAUUCGUUCAAAGAUCCAUGAGUAUCGAACUGGAGAAUAUGGGGGAUUGAUCUCCGGUGGUUUCUUGUCUGGGGAUCUAAAUAGCGAGGAGGAUCAAGAAGCGUAUCAAGAUUUGACGGGGUCAGGAGACCUCCUCGAUACCUUCAAAAUGGUUGAACCUUCGCACCAGUAUGGCAAUACCAAUACCUUCACUGGGUUUGGGUAUGAGUCAGAACCAGCAAAGCGAAUCGACUAUGUCCUUCUAGCCUCUGGUGGAAAUCAGGAAUGGCGAGUGGAUGGGUAUUCUGUACUGGCCAACCGGUUCGAUGACGGGGUGUUCAAUUCAGAUCAUCGUGCUGUAGUUGCUGAUGUGAUGCUAUUGGGAUGA
Messenger RNA from Penicillium cosmopolitanum, 879 nucleotides. Its product is annotated as endonuclease/exonuclease/phosphatase family protein. The transcript has a single exon. Lineage: Eukaryota; Fungi; Ascomycota; Eurotiomycetes; Eurotiales; Aspergillaceae. Gene Ontology annotation, molecular function: 3'-5'-RNA exonuclease activity. The coding region runs from base 1 to 879 and encodes 292 amino acids. The record is from RefSeq and is a predicted model, not a curated record.